This is a messenger RNA of Lodderomyces beijingensis, 1188 nucleotides long. The record is from the annotation of a GenBank genome assembly. NCBI's taxonomy places the organism in Eukaryota, Fungi, Ascomycota, Pichiomycetes, Serinales, Debaryomycetaceae.
AUGGCAGAAGAAGGAUCCAAGGAGGACGAAACAAGAGAGUUGUCCGUGAAAGAAGAGUAUCAGCUAUGGAGAAAGAACUGCAGGUACAUGUACGAGUUUGUCAGCGAGACGGCGAUGACAUGGCCGUCGCUAACCAUCCAGUGGCUUCCGAACCACAGUGUGGAAGACGGGUUGAUCAACACCAGGCUCUUGCUUGGGACCCACACCUCGGGAAACGAUACCAAUUACCUUAAAGUCGCAGAUACGCAAAUCUCGCAGGACGGGUCCAAGAAGGCCUAUUCUAGAAUAAAAAUCGCCAAAAAGUUUGAAAACAACCAGGAGAUAUGUCGAGCUAGAUACAUGCCCCAGGACCCCAAUUUGGUUGGAACAAUCAACGGGUCUGGAGAGGUGGACUUGUAUAAGCUAGAUAGCGAUACGAACGGCAGCAUCUCGAGUUUCCAGCCACAUUCGGAAAACGGGUAUGGGCUAGCAUGGAGUCCCAUGGAAAAGGGGCUCUUGCUCACGGCAGCCGAUGACAAAUUUGUUUGCGUUAGUGAUACCAACAGCUCGGGCAAUGCGCUCAUAUUUAAGAGCUCGGAGCAGGCAGAUAUCGUGAACGAUGCAAAGUGGCAUUUCUUUGACCAGAACCUUUUUGCAUCGGUUUCUGAGGACGACUACACCUUGCUAUAUGAUUUGAGAACCAAGGAGGUGGUCUCCAAAUAUUUGGCCAACAAUGCAAAGGGGGUCAACUCCCUAGCUUUUUCGCCCUUUUCGCACAACUUGUUGGCUAUUGGUGCUUCAAACUCCAACAUUAGUUUACUUGACUUGCGAAAGUUGAACAGCAAGGGAACUGGCGGGUCGGUGCAUACAAUGAUGGGCCACACAGAGGGCAUCACAUGCAUGGAAUUCUCGCCACACAAAGAUGGUAUAUUAGCCUCCGGUAGUCAAGAUAGACGGGUGAUCUUGUGGGAUUUAUUCAAAAUAGGCGAAGAGCAACAACAAGACGAUGCAGAAGAUGGGUGUCCCGAGUUGUUUAUGAUGCACGCUGGCCACACAGCAGGUGUCACAGACUUGUCGUGGUGUCCUUUCAAACCGUGGACAAUUGGAUCUGUUGCUGAUGACAACAUUGUGCAUCUCUGGCAAAUCAGUAAAACAAUAAUUAACGAUGACGAAUGGGAAGACGAAAUCGAUGAAACUAUGCUUGAAUAG